Theileria parva strain Muguga is the source of this 870-nucleotide messenger RNA. It is a transcript of the gene HTR8, whose product is annotated as histone H3.3. NCBI's taxonomy places the organism in Eukaryota, Apicomplexa, Aconoidasida, Piroplasmida, Theileriidae. The transcript has a single exon. Gene Ontology annotation, cellular component: nucleosome. Bases 340 to 750 code for a protein of 136 amino acids. Gene Ontology annotation, molecular function: protein heterodimerization activity; DNA binding; structural constituent of chromatin. The record is from RefSeq and is a predicted model, not a curated record.
AAGUGAAAGAUCUUAUUAUUAUCAAUUUUUUACGAAUUUAAUUACUGCUAAUCUUUCCCCCUGUUUAUUGCAAAUAUAAGGCCCUUUAAUAUCAAGUUCGCCUACAUAUUUUACCAUUAAGUUUACCUCGGGAUUGUUAGUAUCAUCUGAUAAUCCAUCAUAGAUCUGUAAAUAAGAGUAAAUAUUUUUGAACAUCGGAUUUCAAAAUUAUUUUGUUCGAUUUUACCAGUGAUUUAAAUAACCGAAAAAAUUUUGAUCCAGAUCACUGACGUACUAUAACCAUACUAAUAUUUCACAACUGCAUUCAUCUCCAAUCAAAGAGUAUAACAACUUUACAACAUGGCUAGGACUAAGCAGACUGCAAGAAAAUCAACUGGUGGUAAAGCACCCCGCAAACAACUAGCAACCAAGGCUGCAAGGAAAACCGCUCCCGUCACCGGUGGUGUCAAGAAACCACAUAGGUAUCGCCCAGGUACUGUAGCUCUCAGGGAAAUUAGGAAGUUCCAGAAGUCAACCGAGCUCUUGAUCAGGAAGUUGCCGUUCCAAAGACUUGUUCGCGAAAUCGCCCAGGACUACAAAACGGAUUUAAGGUUCCAAUCACAGGCUGUUUUGGCACUCCAAGAAGCGGCUGAGGCUUACCUCGUUGGACUUUUUGAGGACACCAACUUGUGCGCAAUCCACGCCAAGAGAGUCACCAUCAUGCCCAAGGAUGUUCAUCUGGCCAGGAGGAUCAGGGGUGAAAGAGCUUAAUGUAAUCACUUUUUGUACACUGAUUCUUAGUCACCUUUCUUUUAACACUGUAUCCUUUGUUAUUCGCUGUUGAUUCAAUUGAGUCAUUGUUUUACCAUAACUAUAAAAUUUUAAUCCACA